This is a messenger RNA of Paramecium octaurelia, 1734 nucleotides long. NCBI's taxonomy places the organism in Eukaryota, Ciliophora, Oligohymenophorea, Peniculida, Parameciidae. The record is from the annotation of a GenBank genome assembly.
AUGAAAUAGGCUUCUCGAUUUGAUAUAAUAAAGAAUGAAUUAAUUUCAAAGAAAAAGUGGAAGGACGAUCAAGAAAUUAGUUAAUGUGGAAUGUGUGAUAAUAAAUUUAAUGCCUUAUUUAGACGUAAGCACCAUUGUAGAAGAUGUGGAUAUAUUUUUUGUUAAGAGUAAAUAGAUAUAACCAUGUAGUUGCUCAAACCACUUUUUUGAUGGGCCUCCUAAUGAAGGCGAGAAAAAAAUUCGAUUUUGCAGACGUUGUUAUGAUAAAAUUAGUUAAUUGAUAGCGGACAAAGGAUUUUUUGUUGAUAAUGAAGAGUCCACUUUGAAAGUAACCCUAAGAAAAGAAGGAAAUUCUCAUUCUAGAAAUACUUCGAAAUAAUUUGAAAGUGUGACCACAUUUACUUCUUCAAAAAGCAUAAUCGCCAAAGGAAAUGAGGUUUAAUAAUUUUAGGAUGAGGAUGACACACUCUUAGAAAUAAAUUAAGAGAAGGAAGACAUAUCUGAAUUUUUGGAAGAGUCUGAAAUUGCAAAAGAUUAAUUACCAAUUUUAUAAGAAAAAAGUGCCUUCUAAUUAGAAAAAAUAUGUGAAUAUAUACUACAGAAUGUUCUUUAGCCAAAUAAAACAUAUGAAAAAGUUAUUGAAUUUUGGAAGUCAAAAAUGAAAACCUUGAUAACUCAGUGUGUUUAAGAAAUUUAAUUUCAUUCUUUAAACACAAAGCUUAUGGAUAUUAAUCAUUUUAUGAAAAUAAAAAUUAUUGAUCACCAUGAUGAAUAAUUAACCAGUUUUUUUCCUGGAGUUAUCUUUCGAAAGAAUGUUGCACUAAAAUAAAUGUAAUCUGAAAUUAAUAAACCAUCCAUCAUUAUAAUUAUUGGGGAUUUUGACAUGGAUGGUUCAUAAAAUCAAUUAGAAGAUUAUAUUUAAAAUGAAAAAAAGCUAUUAGUUGAUUCGAUUAAUUCAAUUUAUAAAAAUUAUGAACCAAAUUUGAUUUUAGUUGAAAAGGGAGCUAACAAAAUUGCAUUGGAUGAGUGUCUCAAGAAAAAAAUAACUGUUUUGACAAAUGUUAAAAAGAAAGUACUUUAAAGAGUUAAAUUGUGUACAAAUGCUAAAUUUAUAAGCCUGUCUAUAUUAAAAUAAUGCAUUGAAAGAAAGGAAUAAAUAGUUGGUACAUGUGAGAAGGUUUUUUUUAAACAGUUUCCAAAAGUUAAUUCUGAAAAAGGGGAAAUAUAAAAGGAUUCAACCUUAUGUUUCUUGAAAAAUUCGUCAUGUUAAAAAUUUGCUACAAUUGCAAUAAGUGGCCCUUCAGAAGAAUUGUUAUCAAAACUAAAACAAUGUUUUAUCGGAUGUGCUAGACUUGGUAAACAUUAAGACUUGGAAUCUCACUUUAUCACUACUGAGUGUUCAAUGUUUAAAAACAACUUAUUAAAAACCAUAUCGAAUUAAGGUAAUUUCACAACAUUUUUAUUUGAAAAGAUUCCUUUAAAAGAAUUAUUCAAUAUAGAAUUAAAAUAUAUUAAGAUCAAUUAUGUUAUUGCUGAUGUUAACAAUUUUAACGACAUUAAAGACUUUUCUAGUUUAGAAGAAUAUAAAUCAAAGCAUCCAUCUUAAAGAGAUAAAUUAGAGGAGUUUUCAAUGGCUCGGAUGUGUAAUAAGCCAUAGGAGAAAAAGUCUGUGUAUUAUCAUGGGGAAGAUGUUUGUUUAGGCUAAUUUAUUAUCCUGAAAAUAGCUAAUAAGGA